UUCACAUUCUAUGAAUCUACACAAUAUCUUCAAACCCUUGCUCCAGAGUUGAACCUGGUCUCAGCAGGGGAGCGGGGAAUAUCUCAAGCCAGCCACAAAAAGGGAAACAGGGUGUCCCAUUACUCACCAGGACAGGGUGAAGUCUUAAUAUGAGUCCGUCAUUGUUGCUGUGCUGUUUGCUGCUCUGUUUAGCCUGCUGUGUCACGGUACACACACACAUGCUUAUGGAGGAACAAUACAGCUCCAACCAAACAACCAUCAGCUUACAAGUCAAUAACCAAACAGAUGCACCUCCUGUGCUCAUAGUUGGGCUUUCAAAAACACCCAAGAAGAACAAGAAACUGGAAAAGAAACCAAAAAAGAAAUUAAGCAACCGAAUAAAGAGACCUCCUCCGCCGCCGAACUGUGUGCCGCUGUGGAGCAGCUGUAAGACGCCGAGCGCGGUGUGUUGUGAUCAGUGCGCCUUCUGCCACUGCCGCCUCUUCAAGACCGUCUGCUACUGCCGCAUGGGAUACCCGAAAUGCUGAACACUCUCUGACAGGAGCCAUCAUGAUCCGGAUGAUCAUGUGACUGUCCCUAUCUUAAAGGCUUGUUUAUAAAACCCUGUGGGAUUAUGACAACCGAUUAUCUAUGCACUCCAUAAUAUAGCCUAAUCACGAACGCGAUCCAAGAUUUUAAGGCCUGAUUAACCGACAGCUCGUCAAAAGCGCCUGGGAAUAAAGCAGAGCCACCUGGGUGACAACCAAAGUCAACUUUUAAUUACUUAUAAACGUAUUUUAAAAGGUUCACGUUAAUUAAAUUAAUUAUCAAUGUUUGUAUGAACACUUUGUGUUGUAAGCACUUUAUAAAAAAAAAGACGUUAAAACGCCCGUAACCUGUUUGAGCUGCUAUAGCCUACGUGCACUAAAAUAACAACAAAAAUCACCACAAUUGCCGCCAAAAUAGUUUUGUCGCGUUUACUUUAACCGAAACCACUCUCGUUAAUAAAUAAAAGACAAUUAAACGAAGGAUUCAAAGAGCUUAAAAUAAGAUCCCAUUUUUAUUUUAUUGUUUUACAGAAAGCUCUUAACUGGCUGUGUAUAAUGUUGUAUGCUAACGAUAUUUUUAUUUUCAGGCUAAUGUGGAAUAUUUUUGUUGAAAGACGAACUAGAUUAGUAGUUAUUGGGUCGAUGUUUAGACAUGGCACAUAUCUGUAUGUAUAUUUAAAUUGUGGAUGCAAUGUCUAGGCCUAUUAUCUUGAUUCAAAAUGAAAUAUUCAGGGUCAAUAUCCAAUUUACCCAGUUAUAUACUGAGGAACGUAGCAGAAUUACGUUUUUUAAUUGUACAAAUUUAUAAAUAACAUUUAUAGAUUAAAAUAAUAAAAUAAAAAUUACAUUUUUAA
Pimephales promelas (fathead minnow) is the source of this 1381-nucleotide messenger RNA. It is a transcript of the gene asip1, whose product is annotated as agouti signaling protein 1. Lineage: Eukaryota; Metazoa; Chordata; Actinopteri; Cypriniformes; Leuciscidae. Gene Ontology annotation, biological process: hormone-mediated signaling pathway; melanosome organization. Gene Ontology annotation, cellular component: extracellular region. Gene Ontology annotation, molecular function: melanocortin receptor binding; neuropeptide hormone activity. The record is from RefSeq and is a predicted model, not a curated record.